This is a messenger RNA of Cynocephalus volans (Philippine flying lemur), 3097 nucleotides long. It is a transcript of the gene SMO, whose product is annotated as smoothened, frizzled class receptor. Lineage: Eukaryota; Metazoa; Chordata; Mammalia; Dermoptera; Cynocephalidae. Gene Ontology annotation, biological process: central nervous system development; commissural neuron axon guidance; pattern specification process. Gene Ontology annotation, molecular function: transmembrane signaling receptor activity; patched binding. The record is from RefSeq and is a predicted model, not a curated record. Bases 1 to 2373 code for a protein of 790 amino acids. The transcript is spliced from 12 exons. Gene Ontology annotation, cellular component: dendrite; cilium; plasma membrane.
AUGGCCGCUGCCCGCCCCGCGCGGGGGCAGGCGCUCCAGCUCCCGGGGCUGCUGCUGCUGCUGCUGCUGCUGGGGGGCCCGGGCCGAGGGACGGCCUUGAGCGGGAAUGCUACUGGGCCUGGGCCGCGGAGCGCGGACGGGAGCGCGAGAAGGAGCGCGGCCGUGACCGGCCCUCCGCCGCUGCUGAGCCACUGCGGCCGGGCCGCCCCCUGCGAGCCGCUGCGCUACAACGUGUGCCUGGGCUCGGCGUUGCCCUACGGGGCCACCUCCACGCUGCUGGCGGGGGACUCGGACUCCCAGGAGGAAGCGCACGGCAAGCUCGUGCUCUGGUCGGGCCUCCGGAACGCUCCCCGCUGCUGGGCAGUGAUCCAGCCCCUGUUGUGUGCUGUGUACAUGCCCAAGUGUGAGAAUGACCGGGUGGAGCUGCCCAGCCGCACCCUCUGCCAGGCCACCCGGGGCCCCUGUGCCAUCGUGGAAAGGGAGCGGGGCUGGCCUGACUUCCUGCGCUGCACCCCAGACCACUUCCCUGAAGGCUGCCCGAAUGAAGUGCACAACAUCAAGUUCAACAGCUCAGGCCAGUGCGAAGCACCCUUGGUUCGGACAGACAACCCCAAGAGCUGGUAUGAAGACGUGGAGGGCUGUGGGAUCCAGUGCCAGAACCCACUCUUCACUGAGGCCGAGCACCAGGACAUGCAUGGCUACAUCGCGGCCUUCGGCGCCGUCACGGGCCUCUGCACACUCUUCACCUUGGCCACAUUUGUGGCUGACUGGCGGAACUCGAAUCGCUACCCUGCUGUUAUUCUCUUCUACGUCAACGCAUGUUUCUUUGUGGGCAGCAUUGGCUGGCUGGCCCAGUUCAUGGAUGGUGCCCGCCGGGAGAUUGUCUGCCGCGCAGAUGGCACCAUGAGGCUCGGGGAGCCCACCUCCAACGAGACCCUGUCCUGCGUCAUCAUCUUUGUCAUUGUAUACUACGCCCUGAUGGCUGGCGUGGUCUGGUUUGUGGUACUCACCUAUGCCUGGCACACCUCCUUCAAAGCCCUGGGCACCACCUAUCAGCCUCUCUCGGGCAAGACCUCCUACUUCCACCUGCUCACAUGGUCACUCCCCUUUGUCCUCACUGUGGCAAUCCUUGCUGUGGCCCAGGUGGAUGGGGACUCCGUGAGUGGCAUCUGCUUUGUGGGAUACAAGAACUACCGAUACCGUGCUGGCUUCGUGUUAGCCCCAAUUGGCCUGGUGCUCAUUGUGGGAGGCUACUUCCUCAUCCGAGGAGUCAUGACUCUGUUCUCCAUCAAGAGCAAGCACCCUGGGCUGCUGAGCGAGAAGGCUGCCAGCAAGAUCAACGAGACCAUGCUGCGCCUGGGCAUUUUUGGCUUCCUGGCCUUUGGCUUUGUGCUCAUUACCUUCAGCUGCCACUUCUACGACUUCUUCAACCAGGCUGAGUGGGAGCGCAGCUUCCGGGACUACGUGCUGUGCCAGGCCAAUGUGACCAUCGGGCUGCCCACCAAGAAGCCCAUCCCCGACUGUGAGAUCAAGAAUCGCCCAAGCCUCCUGGUGGAGAAGAUCAACCUGUUUGCCAUGUUUGGGACCGGCAUUGCCAUGAGCACCUGGGUCUGGACCAAGGCGACACUGCUCAUCUGGAGGCGCACCUGGUGCAGGUUGACUGGGCAGAGUGAUGAUGAGCCCAAACGGAUCAAGAAGAGCAAGAUGAUCGCCAAGGCCUUCUCCAAGCGCCGUGAGCUGCUGCAGAACCCAGGCCAGGAGCUCUCCUUCAGCAUGCACACCGUCUCCCACGAUGGGCCUGUGGCGGGUUUGGCCUUUGACCUCAACGAGCCCUCAGCAGAUGUCUCCUCUGCUUGGGCCCAGCAUGUCACCAAGAUGGUGGCUCGGAGAGGAGCCAUACUGCCCCAAGAUGUGUCUGUCACCCCUGUGGCAACUCCAGUGCCCCCGGAGGAACAGGCCAACCUGUGGCUGGUUGAGGCAGAGAUCUCCCCGGAGUUGGAGAAGCGCCUGGGCCGGAAGAAGAAGCGGAGGAAGAGGAAGAAGGAGGUGUGCCCACUGGCGCCACCCGCUGAGCUUCACCACUCCACCCCUGCCCCUGCCUCCAGUGCUGUUCCUAGACUGCCUCAGCUGCCACGGCAGAAGUGCCUGGUGGCUGCAGGAGCCUGGGGAUCUGGGGAAUCCUGUCAACAGGGAGCCUGGACCCUGGUCUCCAACCCCUUCUGCCCAGAGUCCAGUCCCCUUCAGGAUCCAUUUCUGCCCAGUGCCCCAGUUCCCAUGGCCUGGGCUCAGGGCCGCCGACAGGGUCUGGGGCCUAUUCACUCCCGCACCAACCUAAUGGAGGCAGAGCUCAUGGAUGCAGACUCAGACUUCUGAGCCUGCAGAACCGGACCUGGGUCAGGAAAGAGGAACAGAUACCAUUACAAGGCUCUUCCUCCUCCCUGAGAUUCCCUAGGAUCUCGUCUUCUGGAGAACCUGUGGGUCACUGCCCUCCCAGGAGAGUUCUGUGUGUCUGGCUCAAAGCAGCAGGACUGUGGGAAAGAGCCUAACAUCUCCACAGGUAGCCUCACCCCGGGGACAGGGCCCUGGAACUCAGGGUCCUCGUAUCUGCCCCACCAUCUGGCGUCUGGCUGGUAGCAUCAGUCUCCAGCAGGGUCAUGGGGUGUGCAGAGCUUGUGGUGGGGCAGUCAUGCCAGAUGCAGGGGUGACAGUGCCUGGAAUGGGCCGUGGUAGCCAGGGAGGCAGCCAAGGCCACAUCUGGUGGAUGAGGGCUGGGUGCUCUUUUCCAUGCCAGUGGUUGCCCUUUUCUGGCACUCUAAGACCAAAAGUGUUUAUUGCGUCAUUAGCCCUUUGUGUAAGUCGGGACAGGGCUCCCUUCUUACUCUUCCAGGUGGUUGUGGGGCUGGAAGUGCCUACUCCCAAAGGAGCUAUCACCUUUCUUAACAGGUGGCCCUAUCCCAAAUCCAUCCUCUUUUCUCCUGCACCCUCCUCCCCUGCCCUUUUCCCAUUUUGGUUCAACCAGACCAACCUCUUCCUGUUUCCUGUUUGUUGAUUAGAACUCAGAGCUGCAAAACACACACACACACACUCUCUCUCUCUC